AUUAAGUGUGUGCUGCAUUUUGCUCUGACAGUCUGACAUUAAAACGAAAGUGAUUUUUUAAAGUAUAUUUCUUAGUUUUAAAAAAUGGUAUCUUUGUUUUUCUCACAGCCUUCGACACCUGCAAUGACAGGACUCGAGGAGCAAGAGAAAUUGUUGGAGGAUGCAAGCAGUGUUGUUAAAGUACAAGCAUUUGAAAUGAAACACAAUUUGGAUAAAUCAAAAUUGAUGGAUGCUUUGAAACAUGCAUCAACAAUGUUGGGAGAACUUCGCACCUCAUUAUUGAGUCCAAAGAGCUACUAUGAACUUUAUAUGGCAAUUACAGAUGAGCUUCGACAUUUGGAAUUAUUUUUACUCGAUGAAUUUCAAAAGGGAAGAAAAGUUACCGAUUUAUAUGAAUUGGUACAAUAUGCAGGAAAUAUUGUUCCCCGGCUUUAUCUAUUGAUCACAGUUGGAUUGGUUUAUAUUAAAACAAAUCCAUGCCUUAAAAGAGAUCUUUUACGUGAUCUUGUUGAAAUGUGUCGAGGUGUUCAACAUCCAUUGAGAGGACUUUUUUUGAGAAAUUAUUUACUUCAAUGUACAAGAAAUAUUUUACCAGAUUCACCUGAGGGUGAUGACGAAGAAGGAACUGUACGUGACAGUAUUGAUUUUGUAUUGAUGAAUUUUGCCGAAAUGAAUAAAUUAUGGGUGAGAAUGCAACAUCAGGGACAUAGUCGCGAUCGAGAGAGACGAGAACGUGAAAGAGAAGAAUUGAGAAUUUUAGUUGGAACAAAUCUCGUUCGUUUGAGUCAAUUAGAAUCGGUUACUUUGGAUAUUUACAAAAGGUUGGUUCUACCUGGAAUUUUGGAACAAGUAGUCAGUUGUCGUGAUGCAAUUGCUCAAGAAUAUCUUAUGGAGUGCAUAAUUCAGGUCUUUCCCGAUGAAUUUCAUUUGCAAACUUUAAAUGCUUUUCUAAAAUCAUGCGCCGAGCUACAAAAUGGUGUAAAUGUGAAAAAUAUUAUUAUUUCAUUAAUUGAUCGUCUCGCGGCGUUUAGUCAACGAUCGGAAGGAGUUGGAGGACCGGGUAGUCCAAGUCAAUUAACAGGAAUUCCACAAGAUGUUAAACUUUUUGAUGUGUUCAGCGAUCAGGUUGCUUCCAUUAUUCAGAAUAGACAAGACAUGCCACCGGAGGAUAUUGUUUCAUUGCAAGUGGCUUUAAUUAAUCUUGCACAUAAAUGUUAUCCAGAUCGAGUGGAUUAUGUUGAUAAAGUUCUUCACACGACAGUGCAAAUUUUUCAAAAAUUAAAUAUUGAAAAAUUGGAAUAUAAUAGCGCAGUUUCGAGGGAAUUGGCGAGACUUAUGAAAAUUCCAGUGGAUAAUUAUAAAAAUAUUUUAGUUGUAUUGAAAUUGGAGAAUUUUGCGCCACUAUUGGAUUAUUUUGAUUAUGAGGGGAGAAAAAUGUUGGCAAUUUAUGUAAUUAGCAAUAUUCUUGAUAAUGAAACAUUAAUACCAACGCAGGAACAAGUUGAUGCUAUUUUGUCAAUUGCAUCGCCAUUAGUUCAAGAUCAAUCGGAUCAACCGAAUAUUGAAGAGGAUCCAGAAGAUUUUGCUGAGGAACAAGGAUUAUUAGGUCGAUUGAUUCAUCAUUUUAAAUCGGAAACUGCCGAUCAGCAAUAUAUGAUUUUAAGUGCUGCUCGAAAACAUUUUAGUGCCGGUGGUAAUAAACGAAUUAAAUUCACACUACCGCCAAUUGUUUUUCAAGCUUAUCAACUUGCUUUUACUUAUAAAAAUUUAAGCGAUAAUGAUGAAAUGUGGCAAAAAAAAUGUCAGAAGAUUUUUCAAUUUUGUCACACGACAAUUAUGGCAUUAAUGAAAGCGGAACUCGCCGAAUUGCCAUUGAGAUUAUUUUUGCAAGGUGCACUUGCAAUUGGUGAAAUUCGUUUUGAUAAUUUUGAAAUGGUCGCUUAUGAAUAUAUGAGUCAGGCAUUUUCAAUUUAUGAAGAUGAAAUAAGUGAUUCAAAGGCACAAUUAGCGGCAAUUACAUUGAUAAUUGCAACAUUUGAACAAAUGAGUUGUUUUGGUGAGGAAAAUUCUGAACCAGUGAGAAAUCAAUGUGCACUUUAUGCCAGUAAACUAUUAAGAAAACCUGAUCAAUGCCGUGGAGUUGCUACGUGUUCUCAUAUUUUCUGGUCGGGAAAAUCAUUAGCAACCGAGGGAAAAGAGAUGCAAGAUGGAAAUAAAGUAUUAGAUUGUUUGAAAAAAGGAAUUCGAAUUGCAAGUCAAUGUAUGGAUACAUCAGUUCAAGUUCAACUUUACGUGGAACUAUUGAAUCAUUAUAUUUAUUUUUACGAAAAAGGAAAUGUUGCCGUGACGAUUCAAAUUUUGAAUCAAGUAAUAGCAAAAAUACGAGAGGAAUUGCCUAAUUUAGAAGUUAGCGAAGAAACCGAACAAAUUCAAAAGCAUUUGGCAAAUACUUUAGAACAUUUACGAAAUCGAAUGGAAUCACCUGAAUCCGAGGGUUUGACAUAUGAAGGCCUUGUUCUUUAAUUUUAUUUUAUUUUUGUAAAAUUAUUGUGUAAUUUUGUACAUAUAUUUUUUGUAUUAAGAACAAAAGAAGAAAUUGUUUCUUAAAAAAAUACGUAGAUUAGAGAAAAUAAUUUUCGUUUUGACAAGAAAAGAUUUUCGCGUUGAAAUUAAAUUUUUUUUUUUGUUAAUGUUUUAUGAAAGAAAAAAUGUCGAUAGUGCAAAAAAAAAUGUUUCGACUAAUCAAAAAUAGAAUUUGCUAUUGUCAUAUAUUUUUUUUUUUUUUUAAAGGGAUGAGUCCAUUAAUAAGUGUUGCAAUAUCAUAAUUUUUGUACCUCUAGUUAUUGUUCACUAUUUAUAAAUAUAUACAAGAUUUAAGAAAAUUACAUUUUAUGAAAAUGUAAUUGAUGUAAAAAAAAUACAGUGCGAAUUUUGGUAUAAAUAUGCGUGAUAGAAAGGCACUUUAUAUAUAUAUAUAUUGGUUUUAAUAAAAAUUUUGUUUUAAUUAA
This is a messenger RNA of Leptopilina boulardi, 3008 nucleotides long. RefSeq names its product vacuolar protein sorting-associated protein 35 (gene Vps35). Lineage: Eukaryota; Metazoa; Arthropoda; Insecta; Hymenoptera; Figitidae. The coding region runs from base 85 to 2523 and encodes 812 amino acids. The record is from RefSeq and is a predicted model, not a curated record. Gene Ontology annotation, cellular component: retromer complex; late endosome; retromer, cargo-selective complex. The transcript is spliced from 12 exons. Gene Ontology annotation, biological process: retrograde transport, endosome to Golgi; intracellular protein transport.